AACGCUUUCUCUUAAUUGUGAAAUACGUUCGGAUCUUCCAGGAAUAUCUAAACGUAGGCAGGGGUACAAGCACCAUAACUCUCUGAAAUCCAGUUUAUGUGUCUCUGUCUAGGCGAAGUACGGAAUGAUCGUUUGCACUUGACAGAUCGAGACCCCUCAAGUGAACACCCACGACAAGUUCCCUUCCACUUCAACAUUCAACUUCAACGGCUUCAUCAUUAAAGCCCAAUUAACAAUCUUUCCAGCUGGGUCUUACUUUCGGUCAAGCAAUGGACUUUUACCUUAGAUGCAAUUCUCUAAAAUGUCGCUCUCAGCUCAAAAAGGAAGCUGUUGUCACUACCUGCUCACACAUUUUCUGUCUUCAGUGUGCAGGCAAUCUGGGUCUCUCCCGGCCAAUAUCAAAUGAGCGCCGGUGUCCAGCGUGUCAAGCCAGUCUCUUAAACCCAGCCGACGCAAUUUCGACGAUAUUGAAUCCUCCUGAAGACUACAAAACCAGCGUCUUGAGCGGUCUUGACCCAAAUACAAUCAUAGAAUGUGCUAGUCGGGCAUUGCUUUUCUGGUCAUAUCAGACAACACAAGAGAUCUGCUAUCAAGAAUUCCUAGGGAAAACCCUGACUGAAAAAUAUGCCAACCUCAACCAAAACAUGGAUAAGGCGGUCCAUGAUUCCAGUUCAGAGAUCGCGAGUUUGAAUGAUAAGAUAUCCGAGCUGCAAGAAGCCCAAGGCCAUCUCCAGAAGAAAAAUGAAGAAUUAGAGGAUCUGUAUAGACAUAAAUCUAGAAAGCUCACUCAAGUCACCAAUCUCUACAAUAUCCUGAAGACUCGAACUAUGAGAACCGAUAUACAAACAGCUGCUUCCGACUCUGUGGCUCAGACUCUACGCUCACUUGCUACACAUACCGAGCAGUCAACCCAUCGAACUCCAGUCCAAAACAUGGCCGUCUUACAACCACCUUCACGGCCCGUUUCCCACCAAUUAAAACCAUACUAUAUUGAUAAGGAGGGAGUAGACCGAGUACAUCGAUAUCAACGAUGCACUACCAGUAGUUCAAGAGGCACGAAGAGAAAGACGGAUGCUCAUGCCAUGCCACCGCCAAAUCAACCGGCAAGGAGCAUCAAGAAUACCAUGUUCACAAAUGCAACACCCCGGCAUCAAAUACGCCUCCCCGAGAUUCAAACAAGCACAUCAACCAGUGAUUCUAUGCUAUCAGAAAAUGCAAUAUAUCAGCAGCGGUUCGGAGGACCCCAUAACUAUCAAGGCUACCAAGCUUCCCUUCGAGGCCCUGCAGCGUCUACAAAUGAUCGUUAUGCAUUCAUGAGAGAUCUUCGUAAAGCUCCGCAGACAACAAACCUGGAAGGCUUCGGUUCAAAAUCUUGUUAUUUUCCAUGAAUGGGGAGCCAUCCAAUAUCUGAUAUUGAGAGAACCCACUCCAUAUAUUCAAGUUGAAGGGUACGAAUCGAUGUUAUAUAGGCU
Penicilliopsis zonata CBS 506.65 is the source of this 1472-nucleotide messenger RNA. RefSeq lists its product as hypothetical. Gene Ontology annotation, molecular function: ubiquitin protein ligase activity. Lineage: Eukaryota; Fungi; Ascomycota; Eurotiomycetes; Eurotiales; Aspergillaceae. The coding region runs from base 270 to 1388 and encodes 372 amino acids. Gene Ontology annotation, cellular component: synaptonemal complex. Gene Ontology annotation, biological process: reciprocal meiotic recombination. The record is from RefSeq and is a predicted model, not a curated record. The transcript has 5 exons.